GCACACCUGCAGGCAUGCUGAAUUCGUACGAGCCCGUACUCUCCUCUACGACCUCUAAUACUCGUCUGUCCUUCACCGUACACCCUAGCUAUAAUUGAUGAGGUUGUGUUCCUCUAUAAGCGCAAUUCUGCUCUUGGCUAGCCUCAGUACUGCCCAACUUUCUCUACCAAACCCUCCAUGGCUUCCCCCCAACGCAACAUUCGGAGCAAAACCAGGAAACAUUUCGGACGAUUCUGUUAACCCUCACUGGACGAAUAUUCUUGGGAGCACGCUCUACUUCUACGAGGAACAACGAAGCGGAAAGCUGCCAGGUACAAACCGCGUCCCGUGGAGGAACGAUAGCGCGAUAGACGACGGAAGUGAUGUGGGACUGGACUUGAGCGGAGGGUACUAUGAUGCAGGAGACUACAUCAAGUACACCUUCCCUAUGUCCUUCUCUGUGAUGUCUAUCUGUUGGGGAGCACUAGACUUUGGCAGGGGUUAUGACCUUGCGAACCAAACCGCGUAUCUCGAUGAUAUGCUUAGGUGGAGUCUCGACUGGCUCAUGAAGGCUCAUCCAACACCCAAUACUCUCUACGUGCAGAUCGGAGACGCAGACUUGGAUAACGCGUAUUGGGGUGGCGACCGCGGCAUUCCCACACCGAGACCUUCAUACGCUAUUAACAGCACUAGUCCUGGUACAGACGCAGCAGCGCAAGCCGCAGCAGCCUUCGCUGCAUGCUCUGCAUUGUAUAACAAUCAGACACUCUCACAGUCUGCGCCUGCCAGCAUAGUGAACACAUCCUACGCAUUAACACUCCUUCAGCACGCUCAACAGCUCUAUGAUUUUGCCACGAACUCCUCGAUAUCACAGGUUACCUACCAGACCUCGGUGCCCUCUGUUGCGGACGCGUACCCAUCCUCUGGGUUUUCGGACGAGCUCGCUAUUGCUGCUCUUUUCCUCUCACUCGCCAGCAACUCCAGUGACGCUUACUCGCAAGCAUGCCAAAUCUACGAGAAGCAAGAUCUUGCCGGUCAUUUGCAGGGCGAUGCGGUAUUCAACUGGGACGAGAAGUCUCCCGGAGUCGCUGUUCUUGGGGUUCAGAUAGCGCGAACAUAUCCUUUGAUUGCGAACGGAUCCGAUGUUGAUUGGACCAGUGAUGUGGAGAGCUACUUCGACCGCAUUGUGAACGGCACCGGCAGAGCGUUCCUCACGCCAGGUGGUCUUCUGUAUUAUCCGGGAGAUUCGGACGAUGCGACACUCAACCCCGCACUGAACGCUGCCAUGCUCCUCAUGCGAUACGCGGAUUCGGGGCUCGCGUCUGACAGCGAAAAGCAGUCCUCUUACCGUCAUUUCACCCAGUCGCAAAUCGAUUAUUUUCUGGGCAAUAAUCCUAUGACCAUGCCGUACAUAGUCGGUGUUCAUCCGAAUGCGCCAUCAAACCCACAUUCUGCGUUGGCCACUGGGGCUUCACCUCAGGACAUCGCGAAUAUUGAUACCGUUCCUGAGCACGAAGCUUAUGUCCUCUAUGGCGGCGCAGUAGGAGGCCCCAAUGGUGAAGAUCAAUUCUGGGAUCUACGAGGUGACUGGGUUGAAAGCGAAGUGGGGCUAGACUAUGUCGCCCCGGUUGUGACCAUUGCUGCGCGUGCUUUGGUCAAUGGGACCGGUGACCCUUGGUACACGCAGUUGCAGAUCGGAUCUUACAACGGGAGACGACCGAAGGGAGAGCCAUGCGAUGCGGCAGUCACUACAGGCUGUCCCAGCCAUAGCUGGAGAGUGGGUAAGAUUGUUAUGGGCGUGUUGGUUGGAGUGACUGGUCUUGUGAUAAUGUCUCUGGGUACUGUGUGGAUAUUACUGGUCUGUAGAAAUUGCAACCGCAAGGUAUAACGUUGUAAUGAAUAUUUUACUCGUAUAUUUUGGGUAUUACCGCAAACAAUACCCGCAAGCUGAUAGGAUAAAACGAGUGGC
Molecule: messenger RNA, 1948 nt
Organism: Phanerochaete carnosa HHB-10118-sp
Lineage: Eukaryota; Fungi; Basidiomycota; Agaricomycetes; Polyporales; Phanerochaetaceae
Product: glycoside hydrolase family 9 protein
Exons: 8
Coding region: 98-1867 (589 amino acids)
Biological process (GO): carbohydrate metabolic process
Molecular function (GO): hydrolase activity, hydrolyzing O-glycosyl compounds
Source: RefSeq, a predicted model, not a curated record